CAUUAGUGAGGUCACCCAGUUGUCCGGGUCUGACAUGCUCGGACGUGACACGAUCGUCUUUGUCGCAUGGGACAACAGACGGUCGAGAACCAGUGAGUACCCUGACGAUCGGCCAAGCUUCAUGGAGCCGAAAACAUCCAAUCAAUAAGGGCGAUUCACUAACGUUCGAGCUGUAGAGUCCUUUUUCGACCGGCCUCACGCGAGUUUUGGCGCGGAGACAAAGCUUGGAGAAUUCAUAGGCCCAGUGGAACAGACAAGACUGCGCUCGCCCCUCUAUUGAGACCAGUUGAUGAGCACACACGGGAGCUCCCGAGUGAGUUCAGUCAGAUCGUCACUCUCGUCUGGCCGACAUCGACAAUCUAUAAGGCAGAAUCGACAUUCUCGCUCUCUCCAGCUUGUGCCUGUCUGCCUGCUCUGACAGGCAUUCUGGCUCGAGAAGACAGUCAACUGCUGGUUCAGUGACCCGCUGAGUGCCCUCGGAGAUGUCGAUGUUCGCGCCUAUCGUACCUGCUCCCCUGCCGCCGAGUCCGCUCGAAGCGCCUCAUCACGAACAUGGUCAUCGCCUCAUUCGCCAAGUCAGAAGUGACCGCCAACGAGUACAAUACCAUCUCGAGGUCACUCAGCAGCCGAAGCAAGCGCGCAUGUGUGGCACCGGUGAGAAGGCAGACCGGCGCCCAUUGGAUCCUCCGCCCAUCAUCCAGUUGCGUAUCGAGGACAGCACCGGUCAGGAUGUUACCAGCCCAACGGUAGCAGGCACGCGCCGUCACCAAGCGGCUUCACUCACCCAGAGUCCCUACUUCUUCUGCUUUGCUUCUCUUUGCUUUGCCGGCUCGGAUCAGGAACUCUACGUACUCAAUCCGGAGAACAAGACGCGCUACGUGACCGGCACCGUCGUCUCUUCGCUCUACCAUAUGCGAGAUGGAACGUCCAAUCCGCACGACUCGGUCUAUUUCGUCUUUCCCGACAUCAACAUCCGAGUCGAAGGCACAUUCCGCUUCAAGAUGAGCAUGUAUGAGAUUGUCGGGAGCGAGGUACAUCACUGCAAAAGCAUCUGGACUAAUUCGUUUGUGGUCUAUUCUGCAAAGCGCUUCCCCGGCAUGGAAGGAUCGACCGAGCUUUCGAAAGCCUUUGCUGAGCAAGGGAUUCACAUCCGCAUCCGCAAGCCUGCAACGAAGCGCAAAACCGCAUCAACCGGUAGCGAUUCACAAGAAGAGGGUUCGUCAGACGAGCCCUUCUUGCGAUGCGGUCCGAACGGCAAAGUACUCGGUCGUGGUCCCAAAGCGCGCAAAGCUAGUCAAUCUGCUGCAGCGGCCACUCGAGAACGCAGCGUUUCUACACCUGCUCGGAGUCCCAGAUCGGCAGAGCAGUUGGCCCAUGUGCCAUCGCAGCCCCUUGCAAAUCGUGCAGUAUACCCAUCUCAGCGAAAUUCGUCACCCGGCUCGUCUGAACUGCCCGACGCCGCGCUAUCAGCGCGAGGCAUGCCUGGCACUGUCAGCAAAAGCAAUCUUUCUGCCCAGGCAUCUCUGCAAGGAGUGUAUGUCUCCGAGCAUCGUCACGAACCGCAUCACGCGACUUCCCUACCGACGUUCUCUGUCAAUGUCCCUCCGCCCAUGAGCACGCGCUACGCCUCCUCGCUCGAUCAGCGCCGAAGCUCGCUUGUCGAUGCCAACGGGCGUUACUCUGUUUCACCGGGGAUGAGCAGCUACACCUCGAUGCAGACUGCUCGACCAGACCUUUACGACCAUGACGCGCAACAUGUCAUCUCACGAUCGCCUAGAGAAGAGCUACCUUUCGCAUACAGUCCAGGUUUCUCACACGCGCCUUUGCAACCUUAUCACGAGUCGCCCAUGGCACCACAGCAUGUUCCUAGACAUUACGAACAAUCUCCGCCUCGCGUAGCAUCAGAUAGACCUGCUUUGACAUACGAUCAGCUGCUGCAAUCGCCUCCUGGCGGCUUUUAUCAUCAAGACCCGCGAUACCAUCGCAAUAGCUCCAAUCAUCAAGCGCAGGAGCACUACGAACGCAGCCAGACGGGCCAUUGGCGCCGUCCAGGCUGCGAUCAGCAUCAUCAUGCGGCUUGAUCGAUAUGAAGCUAUCGGAGCCCGCAAAGAAGAGCAGAGCUCGCCAGCAUUCCACUGCAACCUGUACUCUGGUAGCAAUGCGAGUUCUGGCUGUAAAAUCUGGCUCACACAGCGCCAAUCAAGCUGUGACCGACUAUCAAUCUCCUUCGUUGAUCUCGGUGUAUCCUACGUCUAUUUCGCCGGGUCAGCUGACUGACACCUCUUUGUGGCUGUUUGCCAUCCGUCUACUUUUGAAUUUGCGUGGGCUCGUGGGCAUCUUUACCGCCCGCGAGAACUGUUGUCUUGCGCCAUUGCCAUCCCCUGUUUGAAUCCUGUG
Messenger RNA from Mixia osmundae IAM 14324, 2397 nucleotides. RefSeq lists its product as uncharacterized. Bases 483 to 2081 code for a protein of 532 amino acids. The transcript has 6 exons. The record is from RefSeq and is a predicted model, not a curated record. Lineage: Eukaryota; Fungi; Basidiomycota; Mixiomycetes; Mixiales; Mixiaceae.